This is a messenger RNA of Marmota flaviventris (yellow-bellied marmot), 7881 nucleotides long. Lineage: Eukaryota; Metazoa; Chordata; Mammalia; Rodentia; Sciuridae. The record is from RefSeq and is a predicted model, not a curated record.
GAGGCGCUGGGAGCAGCUGCCGCGGCGUCCUCUGGCAGUGCGCGCGGCUCUCCUCCGGGACCUGCGCCGGGCGGGGGCGGGGCGGCCGGGGAGGGAGAGCGGCAGGCGGGAAGGGGCGGGGAGCGCGCUCCUGCGGCGGCGGCGGCGGUUGUGCUCAUCCCGGCGGCCCAGCGCUCGAGUGGACGCGGGGCUUCGCAAAUGGCUUGUCCUGCUCUCGGUUUGGAAGCUCUUCAGCCCCUGCAGCCCGAGCCUCCCCCCGAGCCCGCCUUCUCCGAGGCUCAGAAGUGGAUCGAGGUUGCUGAAUGCUAUAAAGCCAGGACUUGUUAAAAAGAUCAAUAGAUUGCCUACCCCCAUUGCAGGAUUGGACAAUAUUAUCUUGUUCUUGAGAGGUUGUAAAGAGCUCGGCCUUAAAGAAUCUCAACUCUUUGACCCGAGUGACCUCCAGGAUACGUCCAACAGAGCAACGGUCAAGAGCCUUGACUAUAGUAGGAAGCUGAAAAAUGUAUUAGUUACCAUUUACUGGCUGGGAAAAGCUGCGAACAGCUGCGCGUCCUAUAGCGGAACUACCUUGAACCUGAAGGAGUUCGAAGGAUUGUUGGCGCAGAUGAGAAAGGAAACUGAUGACAUUGAGAGUCCUAAACGCAGCAUCCGAGACAGUGGCUACAUCGACUGCUGGGAUUCCGAGCGCAGUGACUCUCUCUCCCCUCCUCGCCAUGGCCGAGAUGACUCCUUUGACAGCCUAGACUCCUUUGGCUCCCGCUCUAGGCAGACACCUUCGCCAGAUGUAGUGCUCAGGGGAAGCAGUGAUGGGAGAGGAAGUGACUCUGAAUCCGACUUGCCGCAUCGGAAGCUGCCAGAUGUGAAGAAGGAUGACAUGUCUGCCCGGCGGACUUCCCAUGGCGAGCUGAAGUCAGCAGUGCCUUUUAACCAGUACCUCCCAAACAAGAGCAACCAGACAGCCUAUGUCCCUGCCCCUCUGAGAAAGAAGAAAGCAGAGCGAGAGGAAUACCGCAAGAGCUGGAGUACCGCCACCUCGCCCCUGGGCGGGGAGAGGCCCUUCAGUUAUCCUGAAACAAUAGAGGAAGAAGGAAGCGAAGUGGGGUCUCCAGAUGAAGAAGACCCAACCUGCCAAAUGGAUCCUGGUGGGAAGGCUCCCGAUGGUGGGUUAGAAUUACCCAACGUUAGUGGGAAGGAGCAGCCUCCUGCAGAGGGGGCUUCAGUGGCGCCAACUCCCCUGUCUGAAGACAAAGAUGCUGCUGAAAUCCAAAAACGCAGAAGGCUAGAGCAAGCCGGGAUCAAGGUCAUGCCUGCAGCGCAGCGCUUUGCCAGCCAAAAGCAAGUAAAUGAAGAUAAAGAAGCUGUUCGUGAUAUUAUCCUUCGCAAAGAAAAUCCUUUCCUGGCCCAUCAACAUGGCAGAGAUUCCGAGUCAGAAGAUGAAGUUGUGUGUCGACUGCCCGACCUUGAGAAAGACGACUUUGCUGCAAGAAGAGCAAGGACGAACCAAACCAAGCCAGCCGUGCCAUUGAAUCAGCUCCUCUAUGGGCCUUAUCGUAAAAAAGACACAGAGAAAUCAGAUAGCAGCCAACAGCUCUCAAAGGGAAUCUCAGAAAAGAAAAAUCUAGAAUAUAACAGAAACCAGGGCCAAACAGAAGAGGUGAAGUCGACGGUGACCUGUAUUACGCGAGCUCAGGAGAGUGAGCCAGGGGAAGAGGGACUCAGGAAGGUCCCAGACCUGUACAAGGAUGACCUGGCCCAGAGGAGAAUCCAGGGCAGUCUUGGUCCCCACCGGGAGGUGCCCAGCUUCAUCACACUCUCCAGAAUUACAGAAGCUGACUUGCAGACAUGGGAGCGACUGAAGGUUUCAGAAAAGACGAGGGAUGGAGAUGCUCAGCACAUCUGUGUCCCUGAGCCGUCACCUGAAAUCAGUGCUGAAACUGCCAUCCGCGAUGAUUUUGCCAGCCGCAAAGCCAGAGCCUACACAAAAACUUCCAGCCCUAGGCAAAAGUUUGUGCACUUUGGGCCUGUGACAGAGAUAGAUCAGCAGAAAUGGAAGAGGCUCAGCAUUGGCAAGGCUGGGCCUAGGGAGGGUGUAGAAGAAGUUACCACGCAUGGCAGCAAGAGUCAAGCUUACCCCAUGUCCCCUGACUCAGCAGCUACUCCCAGCCUAAAGGAAGACCAAAAGCUUAAUCCACAAAACGACUGCAGGAUAGUGAAUUCUGGCAAAGAUGACCAUUUCCAAAGAGUCUCGUGGCUGGCUCCUGUGCCAGAGUCUCAGGAAGAGCAGGUCUGCAAUUUGGGUGAGUGCCCAAGGAGGACAGAGGAAGUUACAUCCAAAGAGCUACCACAGGAUGACAAAGAAGAAAAUGGUGGAGUUGAUCAAAGGGAUUCUGAGAAGCCACAAAAGGCAGAAAGAUCAGAGGAGCACAGCCAGCCCCUAGCCUGCCUUCUGGCCUCUGAAUGGGAGACUUCAGAGACAAAAGAGAAGUCAGAGAAGAUGACAGCUCCUCCCUGGAGUGGCAGUGGACUGAAAGACCAAAGCAAGGUGUCUGAUUCACAAAAAGAUGACAUGAUGACAAGGAGAACUGGGAUGUCCCCUAGACACCCUGGAUCCAGCCCAAACCAGUUCCUUCCAGUUCCAUUUGCAAAGAAACAGGAUGUGGAAGAACCUGCAAAGGGUCUGCCCCUGAAUGAUCCAAGAUACGGUCCGAGAACUCCUGUGUCAGAUGACGCAGAGAGCACGAGUAUGUUUGACAUGCGGUGUGAGGAGGAGGCCGCGGUGCUGCCGCACAGCAGGGCCCGCCAGGAGCAGCUGCAGCUGAUAAAUAACCAGCUGAGGGAAGAGGACGACAAAUGGCAAGAUGACCUGGCUCGUUGGAAGAGUCGUAGAAGAAGUGCCUCUCAGGACUUGAUCAAGAAAGAGGAAGAAAGGAAAAAAAUGGAGAAGUUACUAGCUGGAGAGGAUGGGACAAGUGAACGAAGGAAAAGCAUCAAAACCUACAGAGAAAUUGUUCAAGAAAAAGAGCGGAGAGAGAGAGAAUUGCACGAGGCAUAUAAGAAUGCACGGUCCCAGGAGGAGGCAGAAGGGAUCCUUCAGCAGUACAUCGAGAGGUUCACCAUCAGUGAGGCUGUUCUCGAACGCUUGGAGAUGCCAAAAAUUCUGGAAAGAAGCCAUUCAACAGAGCCAAACUUCUCCUCCUUCCCAAAUGACCCAAACCCUAUGAAAUACCUGCGGCAACAGUCACUGCCUCCACCCAAAUUCACUGCCACCGUUGAAACCACCAUUACUCGUGCUAGUGUUCUGGACACCAGCACGUCAGCUGGCAGUGGAUCUCCAAGCAAAACUGUCACUCCCAAAGCAGUGCCUAUGCUGACACCCAAGCCUUACUCCCAGCCCAAAAACUCUCAGGAGGUUCUGAAGACCUUUAAGGUAGAUGGGAAAAUCAGCAUGAAUGGAGAGACGGUCCAUGGAGAUGAGGAGGAGAAGGAAAAAGAGGGGCCCACAGGAGCACCUGCCCCCACCCUAACCAAAUCCCAGAUGUUUGAAGGUGUGGCCAGAGUCCAUGGGUCCCCUGUGGAGGUGAAACAUGACAACAAUAGCAUUGAGAUUAACAUCAAGAAGCCAAAUUCUGUUCCUCAGCAACUGGUGACAACCACUGAGGAAACUGAACCCAACAGCCAAGAGGAUGAGAACGAUGGUGGAAAACCAAGAAAAGGGAAUGCAGAACUCGCCUCCUCAGAGCCACAGCAUUUUACGACAACUGUGACUCGAUGCAGCCCGACGGUGGCCUUUGUGGAGUUCUCCUCCAGCCCCCAGCUGAAGAACGAUGUGCCAGAAGAAAAAGACCAGAAGAAGCCAGAACAUGAGAUGAGCGGAAAGGUGGAGCUGGUGCUGUCACAAAAGGUGUUGAAGCCAAAAUCUCCAGAACCAGAAGCCACCCUGACGUUUCCAUUUCUGGACAAAAUGCCUGAAACCAACCAACUACAUUUGCCAAAUCUCAAUUCCCAAGUAGAUUCUCCAAGCAGUGAAAAGUCACCUGUAACUACACCGUUUAAGUUCUGGGCGUGGGACCCAGAAGAGGAGCGCAGGCGACAGGAAAAGUGGCAGCAAGAGCAGGAACGUUUGCUCCAGGAGAGAUACCAGAAGGAACAGGACAAGCUGAAGGAAGAGUGGGAAAAGGCCCAAAAGGAGGUGGAAGAGGAAGAACGCAGAUACUAUGAGGAGGAGCGUAAGAUAAUUGAGGACACCGUGGUUCCGUUCACUAUUUCUUCAAGUUCUGCAGACCAGCUGUCUACCUCCUCCUCCAUCACUGAAGGCAGUGGGACAGUGAAUAAGAUGGCUUUGGCAAACUGUCAAGACGAAGAAAAAGAGAUAAGACAGAAGAAAGCAUUCCCGGGGAAUGACAGUGACUUAUUGCUUAAGACUAGGGAAAGCAAUCCACUGGAGGAGAAGGACAGCCUAACUCAAGGACCCUUGGCUGACUCUGAGAAUCCCAUAUCAAGAGGAAUCCAUGAAGAUCAGCUGGAUACAGAGGCUGGAGCCCCACCCUGUGGGGUGAACCCACAGCUAGCUCAGGAUCCAUCCCAGAAUCAACAGGUAUCAAACACACCAAUGCACAUGUCAGAAGAAGUGAAGCCAAAAACCCUCCCAUUGGAUAGAAACAUUAACCAUCAGAUGGAGUCUCCGAGUGAAAGGCGAAAGAAAAGCCCACGAGAGUACUUCCAGGCUGGGCCUUUGUCCCCCUGUUCUCCCACCCCUCCUGGCCAGUCACCAAACAGGUCUAUCAGUGGGAAGAAGCUGUGCUCUUCCUGUGGGCUUCCUUUGGGUAAAGGAGCAGCCAUGAUCAUCGAGACCCUCAAUCUCUAUUUUCACAUCCAGUGUUUUAGGUGUGGAAUUUGUAAAGGACAGCUUGGAGAUGCAGUGAGCGGGACAGAUGUUAGGAUUCGAAAUGGUCUUCUGAACUGUAAUGAUUGUUACCUGCGAUCCAGAAGUGCUGGCCAGCCUACGACAUUGUGACGUGGUUUUCAAGCUUCCAGAUCACUCACUGUUCUUGAUUGAGGGUGUCCCCUGGCAAUUGCAUAACAAACCCCCAAGUUCAGGGGCUUCUCAACAUUCAUCUAAUUUCUGAAAGGCUCUUCUAAAAGAUUGUUUCUGUUUUUUUAUAGCACAGUAUUUGUGUUUUUCCUGGUUUUCUGUUGUUGUUUUUGUGAGGUUUCCCCCGACUCCAUGUUAUUUUGCAAUAUACAAAAGAAUAUUGAAUUGUAAUGAUCCUGAAUAGUUCAAAAAAUGGUUUUAGCAUGGCCAAACAGGCUUGCGGUUUAAAAUGUUAUUCUCUUCUUUGGGAAAUAACUAAAGGUUGCAAUAAACCUGUUAUGUUUUAGUAUUUCUAGAAAUUAAACACUUUAUGUUUACAAAAUUGAGCUGCAGAAAGUGCAAGACAUGCCAAUUUGAGACAUGUGGUGUUCUAAAGACAGGAGCAUAAAUUUAAUGCAUUUCAGAAAAACUAAGCAUCACAGUGAGCUGUCUCUGAGCUAUAACUUGUUUUUAAUGCAAAGACACUAGUCUGAUAAUAUAUACUGUAAUCCUGAAAACAUUUGUGUUACUUAUCUUUUGGGAUAGAAGUAAAACCAAUAAAUUAUUGCACUGUUAGUAUUAGAUUUUGUGUAUCUUGGAAGUUACAUCAUUAAUAUAGGCUGGUCCAUCAAAAUAAAGAGAACCUUUGCAAUAUCAGCUAGACUUAAACUCUAGGACAUUGCCAAAGGGUAGGAAGAAACUAGAGGGAGAUAUUUCAGUCAUCAUUUCCAAACUUAUUACCAAAAUCUAUGAGGAAGUUUAAUCUUGAAAAGAGUGGUGGGGCCAUGAUAGCAUGAGGCCUGGGUUGCUUGCUUCUUCCCAUACUCUAGAUCUGGAGUCUUCAAUAAAAGGCUUAAUACGAGGCAUGGAGAUGAGGCCAUCAUUGGGUGUGAUCACUGCUCACCCUACCUGCAAGUUCUCCUUGAGGGCAUGAUACACAGGUAUCCAAAGAAAAGCAUUAAAUAAGUCCACUCCAAUGGAAUCCACAUGAUAUAGGUUGUGAUAAGCCACUGGUAUGUGAUCAGCAAGAACCUACAGCUCAGAUUGUGUCCUGCCCAAUCCAGUGGACAUCUGAGCUCCAUUGUUCUCCUACAUCACCUUCUUUACUAUCAAGAUUCUGGACCUUGCUCAUGGAGUUCAGAAAGAAACUCUUGUGGAGACCUGGCUUAUUCUCUGGCCUGUGUGAUAAGUUUCAGCUGGACAAUAAAGGAAUCAAGUGACUAAAAACCAUCAAAACUUAGAUCUCCAGGCUGUUUUCUCUAAGACUGGGGAAAGAGGGACUAUUUAUUCUGCCUUAAAAUGAUGGCAAAUAAGUGAAGAUGACCUCUCAUGAAUAUAGGAUAUGGAAACACUCCCAAUAGGUUAAUGUAGUCAUAAAAAGAGGUCAAGUAGAUUUUUCGUUAUGUAAGCAAUAAUUUUUUCCUGUGUUUUAUAGAGUAUGGCUAGCAAUUAUUUAUUUCCACGCUAGACAGUUCUUUGCAUGUGGGUUCCAUGUAGGUGCAGAAAUUUCCUCAGCCACUGGUGGUAUUUUGACCACGUUGUCAUUUGGACGAGCUGUUAUUGGAUUGAAAUCUCCACAUCAUUUCAUUAAAAAUUGUGCCUUAGAAAAUGCAAAGCUGUUGCACAUGGUCAGCGAUGAAUUAUGGAUGCAGUAUGUCAAAGAGAGAUGAAGUCACUUCCAAGUUCCCAUGACUUCUCAUGGAGGUGUUUGCUGUUUUACAGGAAAAAAAAAAAAGUUAAAAAGAAAAUAAGGAAAAAUUUAAAAGAAAAAAGUUUUGAAAAUGUACAUAUUAAGUCCAAUAUUUUGAUUAACCACCUGCAUGUUUUAUUAAAUAUUUUGAUAAUGUGGAUGUUUACACUUUGCAUGAUAUUAGCAGAGUACUUUAUGCACAAAACAUGUACAAUAUGGUCAUUCAUAACCGAUUUUUAUAGAAUACUUUUUACAUGCGGAACUCCAUCCAUUAUGUGAGGAUUAUAUGAAUAUUGCACAUUCUCUUCUGGUUUCACAGACCCAUUUAUAAAUAUUUCUUAGUGAGACUCAUUGUACAUGUAUUGAAGCUAGAAUUGAGUCAAGAAAAAUAAAGCCCCAUUCUCCAACUGCAAAAUGUGCUUUCCCAUAAUGAACACUAGUCACCAGCACAGAAUAAUCUCCAACAUUUUCUAAAUUCUAAUUGCCAACUGUUUCUAUUUCUAUUUGAUUUAUAUUUCAUUUGGAGUCGGUUACAUGGCAGCUUAGGCAGACUAGAUCUUGUUUUUCCAAUGCAGUAAGAUGAGUAUGAUCUAUUUCUUUUCAAAUAAUCUUUGAGAUCCCAGGAAAACAAAAUGCCCUGCGCUGUUGAGCUAUAAUGUAAAUGUGUUUGUUUAAAAAAACCGAUGAGGCAAGUGAGUGAUUUAUUGUUCCUGAGGAAGUAGAUCUGAUUUUAUUUUAUGUUUUUUGCUCAUACUCCAGAAGCUAGUCCCUCCUCUUUCCUAAGGAAAAACAAAUGGGUAACUCUUUGUUUUUCACUAGCAAACUUUCAUGACAUUUUUCUCAUUCUUUCUAUGUAGUGUUAUUAAUGCAAUACAUAUGCUAGUUAUCUAUACGCAGUGUAAGAUUUAAUGAACUGAAUGAUCCACCUCAUGUGAGUCCGUCCAAAAGAUGUUACUGUUCUGGGUGGGCCAGCGUUCUACAUCGGUUACACUAACUUUCAUUUACAAUAUUUAUUCUAAAAUGCCUCUGAAAAAUAGUAAAAAAAUAAAAAUAAAAAGUUGUCUAAAAUGCAACAGCUUUUAUAGUAAAUGUACAUUUAUAAAUAAAAUACUCAAAUCAA